AUCAGAGCUGGAGAAGGCAGAGAGGGGAGGAAACACUGCGACGUGAGAAGGGAUCCCAGCAUCUCACUUCACUGGGGAUUCAGUCUUGAGCUUCUCCUGCUGGGCCAGAUCCCCUGAAUGCAGGCUCUUGACAUCUUCACGUCUUUUUCCACAGCAGCUCUCCUCCUCUAGUCUCUUCAGCCAUGAACUACCUGCGCCGGCGUCUGUCCGACAGCACCUUCAUCUCCAACCUGCCUAAUGGCUAUAUGUCAGACCUGCAGAAACCAGAUCCUCCUCAGCCUCCCCCUCCUGGACCAGCCUCAGGACCGGCUCCGGUGUCCCCGAGCCAGGAGAGAAAGCCCAUGCAGCCCCAGCCUCUGGGGACGGGCUUCUUCAGCUCCAUCACCAGUGUGGUGAAGCAGACGGCCGCCUCAGCAGGUCUGGUGGAACAAACGCCUGUGCCCGCCUCGUCCAAAAGACACAAGCUCCUGCUGGUCAUCGACGAACCACAGCAGGACUGGGCCAAACUCUUUAGAGGGAAAAAACUGAAUGAUGACUAUGACAUUAAGGUUGAACAGGCUGAGUUUGGAGACAUCAGCGUUGUGGCUCAUGCUAAUGGAUCAUGUAACGUGGCUGUGCAGGUUCUGCAGAAUGAAAAUACAGUUGUCAGGUCAUUUAAGCCUGACUUUGUCCUGAUCCGACAGCAUGCGUACAGCAUGACAGAGAAUGAGGAUUUCCGUAACUUAAUCAUCGGACUGCAGUAUGCCGGCAUUCCCAGCAUCAAUUCCCUGGAGUCCAUAUACAACCUCUGCGACAAGCCCUGGGCAUUUGCUUGUCUGAUCAGCACAUGCAAGAAACUUGGACAGGAGAAAUUCCCAUUAAUUGAGCAGACCUUCUAUCCCAACUAUAAAGAAAUGGUGACCAUGCCAGCAUUUCCAGUUGUGGUGAAAAUCGGUCAUGCUCACUCUGGUGUGGGAAAGGUGAAAGUGGAAAACCACACAAAGUUUCAGGACAUAGCAAGUGUGGUGGCCAUCACUCAGACCUACAGCACAUGUGAACCUUUCAUUGAAGCCAAAUACGACGUCAGGAUCCAGAAAAUAGGAAAUGAUUACAAAGCUUACGUGAGGACGUCAGUCUCAGGUAACUGGAAGUCCAACACUGGUACUGCCAUGGUGGAGCAGGUGGCUAUGACCAACAGGUAUAAGCUUUGGGUUGACACCUGCAGUGAAAUAUUCGGAGGCCUCGAAAUUUGUGCUGUUAAAGCUAUUCAUGGAAAAGAUGGAAAAGAUUACAUUACUGAGGUCAUGGGUUCGUCCAUGCCACUGGUGGGGGAACAUCAGGCCGAAGAUCAGCAGCUGAUAGCAGACAUGGUCAUUGCCAAAAUGAAUAACGUUAAGGCACAAAAUCCCAAAAGGCCAACUGCUAUUCAGCCAAAAAAGAAUGCUGUUGAGAAAGACAUGGUGGUUGAAGUAAAGAAUGGCCCUCCACAGAAAGCUCCUCCACAAGGCUGCUUGCAGUACAUCCUUGACUGUAAUGGCGUUGCAGUGGGACCAAAAUUAGUGCAGGCGAACUAAACGUGAAGGCUUGAAGCAUUUAAGCUCCUGACAGGUUGUGUUCAAACAUUCAGACGGUGACCUGAGGUGCAAGGCAACAAAUAAUCUAUAAGAAAAGUCUUAGUUUGGGCCUGAUCUGUAUUUCAGUCUGUACUGUGUAACUUUCACUGUUCUGCGCUUGUGAUGGUUGCUUUGUUUCUAUGUGAAGCGGUUGUCUCUUCAGGGUUGUUGUGUGGUGAUACAGCAGAUUGUGCCUAGUGUUCAGUGCCACUUUUUCCUUGUACUUAUUUUUUUAAUUGUCUCUUGUGUUACGUUUUAGUAAAUGGUGUUCGCUGCAUUAUGGGGACCAAAUGUUCCAGCUAGUAUAAAAAUAUCAGUAAAUUUUGUCCUUGUGGGGAUAUUUUUUUAGUCCUCAUGAGGGAAACCGCUUAUAAAUCAUGCAAUUUUUGGGAAAAAGUAAAAGUGCAGAAAGUUGUGCGUGAGGGGUAGGUUAAAGGGUAUAUUAGGGUAAAAAAAACAGUUUGUACAAUAUAAAAACCAUUACGUCUAUGGAAUAAACCCAUAAAACAUUAAAACCAGUAUGUUUGUGUGUGUGUGUGUGUGUGCAUGUGCGAAUGGUGUUAUACAUACAUGAAUGGAGACUAUAACAUAUAAAUGAACAUUUAAUUGCAUGAUCAAAUGUGUGUGUGUCAUUGUGUGUUAAAGGUAAGGUGUGUAUUUUCUUUCGUGACAUCACUGUUAAAAUAAUAGAUAUCAUACUGUAUGCACUUAUAGUAUUGUGAAAGUGUUAUAAAAUAUGGUGAAAUGUAUUUGCCACAAUGGAUGAAAGCUAUAGUUUUUUGUUUAUUUUUUGUUCUUGUUACUAAUAUUUAUUGCAGACAUGCGAUUACAUAACAAUGAGCAAUAAAAAUAAAACUCUGAA
Puntigrus tetrazona (Sumatra barb) is the source of this 2454-nucleotide messenger RNA. It is a transcript of the gene syn2a, whose product is annotated as synapsin IIa. Gene Ontology annotation, cellular component: synaptic vesicle membrane; synaptic vesicle. The transcript has 11 exons. The record is from RefSeq and is a predicted model, not a curated record. Gene Ontology annotation, molecular function: ATP binding. The coding region runs from base 183 to 1553 and encodes 456 amino acids. Gene Ontology annotation, biological process: neurotransmitter secretion. NCBI's taxonomy places the organism in Eukaryota, Metazoa, Chordata, Actinopteri, Cypriniformes, Cyprinidae.